Molecule: messenger RNA, 1011 nt
Organism: Saccharomycodes ludwigii
Lineage: Eukaryota; Fungi; Ascomycota; Saccharomycetes; Saccharomycodales; Saccharomycodaceae
Gene: BUD16
Product: putative pyridoxal kinase BUD16
Exons: 1
Coding region: 1-1011 (336 amino acids)
Biological process (GO): pyridoxal 5'-phosphate salvage
Cellular component (GO): cytosol
Molecular function (GO): pyridoxal kinase activity
Source: RefSeq, a predicted model, not a curated record
AUGCCCACACUGUUAUCUACUCAAUCCCAUGUUGUUCAUGGUUACGUUGGUAACAAAGCUGCUGCAUUCCCUUUACAAUGUUUGGGCUGGGAUGUAGAUUGCCUAAAUACAGUUCAAUUCAGUAACCAUACAGGUUAUGGCAAAGUUGUCGGAGAUAUCACACCGGUAGAUGAAUUGUUAAAAAUCACAAACCAUCUCCUACAAAACUUUAAAUACAAUUCAUUUUUAACGGGGUAUUUACCAAAUAAGGAUUCAGUAGAAGUAAUAUGUGAUAAUAUUUUGAAUUAUAAAAAAAAUACAAAGUCUAACAGUAGCACCAUCCGUCCCUUGUGGCUGUUAGAUCCUGUCAUGGGUGAUGAUGGGCAUAUAUACGUUGAUCCUAAUGUAAUUCCAACAUACCAGAAAUAUGUGUUAUCAGGAUAUGUUGAUAUUAUCACGCCAAAUCAGUUCGAAUUACAAUUAUUAACCAAUACGGAGGGUAAAGUGUUAAAUACUACAGACGACUUAAGAUCAUUAAUUGUAACUCUACACCAAAAGGUACCAAUCAUUGUAAUAACCAGUACCACUACCUAUAAUAAUAAUCAUAAAGAAGAUGAUAAAAAUAAAAUAACAUGCAUUGCUAGCAUUAGGAAUAAUAAUGGUAAAUUAUACAAAUUCCAGGUUCCUAAGAUAAAUUCAUAUUUUACGGGAGUUGGAGAUUUGUUUUCAGCAAUCCUGCUUGAUCGAAUGUGGAAAUUGAAGUAUCAAAAUGCUACUGCAGAUAUGUUAGUUAAAGAUUUUAUUAAGAGUAUUAACUACGUGCUUAAUGUCAUACAAAAAGUAUUGCAAACCACAAUAGAAAACAGAUCACAGUACAUUAAAACGUUACUAGAUCAACAGGGAGGUGAGGGUGCUGCUAAGAUUGGCGGUGACGCCAAAAUAAUGGCUGAAAUGGAACUGAAGAUUAUCGAAUCAAAAGAUCAUUAUGAUAAUAAAGAAAAUCUAAUAGACUAUUUCGUAGAUGUUAUAUAA